Messenger RNA from Aedes aegypti (yellow fever mosquito), 1877 nucleotides. RefSeq lists its product as uncharacterized. The coding region runs from base 137 to 1681 and encodes 514 amino acids. The record is from RefSeq and is a predicted model, not a curated record. Gene Ontology annotation, molecular function: protein binding. Gene Ontology annotation, cellular component: SCF ubiquitin ligase complex. Gene Ontology annotation, biological process: SCF-dependent proteasomal ubiquitin-dependent protein catabolic process. The transcript is spliced from 2 exons. NCBI's taxonomy places the organism in Eukaryota, Metazoa, Arthropoda, Insecta, Diptera, Culicidae.
UGUUUUUGUUUGGUUUACUAUCAACUCCAAAACUACGCGCCUUGGAAUUCAGUGCGUUUUUGGUCCAAUACAAUGUUCACGAUAUUAACAGUAAAUUUGUAAACGUACUUGUUCAUGUACUUUUCUAAGAGGUACAAUGUCUCUCGAAGUAUCAAAGAUGUAUAGUGAAACCAGUAUUGAGGAUCUACCAGAUGAGAUGCUGGAACAAAUCCUAUUGUUCCUGACCCUAGACGAUCGCCGAUCAGCUCUCCGAGUCUGCCGAAGGUGGUCCACUCUGAAGCCGUUCGACUGGUCUUCGGUUCAGCUAGUGGUCGACUUCGCGCGAAACACCGGCCAGGAAGCCUGCUAUCAUCAGACACUCCUUGCCAGCACCCGCCAAUACAAGCAUUUGGUGUUCUACUUCGGGUACGACUCCGACAAGUACGACUUGCUGGUGGACAUUCUGCAGCACUUCUGCCGCAAACUGGAAACACUCAAGCUCAUACCGAACAAUUUCGUUCCGGUCAAGCUGAAGCUGUUCGCGCAAAUUACGGCCUUAUGCUCAAAUCUCCGCCAUCUGCACAUCGAUGCGUGCAACUUUGACUUCAACCGACGCGAUCUGGAAUUCUCGCCGAUGCACAAGCUUGAAGAACUGUACUUGGAGAACAACCUGCUCAGUUUGAUUCCCAACAUGAGGGACAUCACGCCGAACAUCACGCGGUUGCACAUGCAGAUAAGUUUCUACUCGGAGGAAUCACGAUUGUUCCUACGCCAUUUCAGCUUACAGUUGGUCGAGCUGGGGAUUUGGUUCCUUUCGGAGGAUUACUUCCUGACAGUAUGUGAGAUGCAGUUUCCUUUGUUGGAGAAGCUGAACUUUUACUGUGUCGAUUUGGAGAUUGAUCCCGGAGGGUCAUUCGCGGAAGUCGAGCUGAUUGACUUGUUCUUCCAUCAACUGCCUCUCUUGAAGGAAGUUACACUUCGGUGUAACUUGGAUGAUAGGGUUAUAAGAAACUUGUGCCGCUCGUGUGUUAAAAUGCAGUUCCUAUGCGUCAGUAUGGAUUACUUCUUGCAGGACAGUUUUCGCGCCAUUUGCGAGCUGAAGCAUCUGAAACGCCUGAGAAUAGAAGAGGCCGCUGUUAAUGUCCCUACGGAUUUGUACACUCCACUCAAAAGUCUUCAGAAACUAUCCCUCUACUCCACCCGAAUCGUCCACCAAGAAAAGUUCAACAGUUUCGUGCAGGGUGCCUUCCCAAAUCUGGCCGUCAUGGAACUGCUACAUCUAACGUCCCGUACUAACGAAGGCCGAUCAUUCGAGCUGCACGGAAACAUCUGCAGCAACAUUCCGUCCCUACAACGCCUAGUGCUAAGCGAACCAACCUCCAACAUCAAACUGGGCACGUUCCUGGAGUUUUGCGCCUCCCACGCCCCAAAAGAGCUCCGAUUCAAGUGUUGGAGCAUUUCAGGCGUUUUUCCGGAGGACGAAAGCCCGCGGAAAAUCCCGGUGCAGAAGUUGAUUCUGGACUCGCCUCUGAUUUCGCCGAGUGUGUUGCAGAAACUAAUCGGUUCGAUGGGUGAGCUGAGGUGGCUGGAGCUAGCCCUGGCUGACUAUUGCUCCCCGGAGGUGAUCAGCUCGCUGAGGGAGCAGUUCCCUAGAUGCUACGUGGUGGCAAAGCGGAAAGUACCCAUCGAGGAACCAUUAUGACAGUGCUGGGAAAAGUGCAAAGAUCGUUCGUUUAGGUAGGGGGGAUGAAAGUGGCGAGUUGUAUAAACUGGAAUGUUGAACCGUUAGAAGCAUUAACUUCUACACAUUAGUACAUUAAGUAAAACUACGUACACUACCUAUGUUAUUGUUAAUAGUCAAUGACUAAAAUGCAUAUUUCAACUAUACCGUUCUUGAA